AUGUCUACCCUAGAAAUCGAAGCUAGAGACGUGAUUAAGAUAGUUCUUCAAUUUUGCAAGGAAAAUUCUUUGCAUCAAACUUUCCAAACAUUACAAAAUGAGUGCCAGGUUUCUCUAAAUACAGUAGACAGCCUUGAAACAUUUGUUGCGGACAUUAAUAGUGGAAGGUGGGAUGCAAUAUUACCUCAAGUGGCACAGCUCAAGCUUCCCAGGAAGAAACUAGAGGAUUUAUAUGAGCAGAUUGUUUUGGAAAUGAUUGAACUUCGAGAGUUGGACACUGCUCGUGCUAUAUUAAGACAAACCCAAGCAAUGGGUGUGAUGAAGCAGGAGCAACCUGAAAGAUACUUGCGAUUGGAGCAUCUCCUUGUUCGAACUUAUUUUGAUCCAAAUGAGGUUAGCAUGCAUGUUCUGAGUACAAACUUUUGA
Molecule: messenger RNA, 426 nt
Organism: Ilex paraguariensis (yerba mate)
Lineage: Eukaryota; Viridiplantae; Streptophyta; Magnoliopsida; Aquifoliales; Aquifoliaceae
Source: the annotation of a GenBank genome assembly